Molecule: messenger RNA, 2312 nt
Organism: Rhagoletis pomonella (apple maggot)
Lineage: Eukaryota; Metazoa; Arthropoda; Insecta; Diptera; Tephritidae
Exons: 4
Coding region: 1-1344 (447 amino acids)
Source: RefSeq, a predicted model, not a curated record
AUGACUUCUCACAUACAGAUACAUUUGUUUAACAAAACUUUGAAGAUGCACGUUGUCAGAAAGCAUAAAAGGGUAAAAGGAGCAAAGCCAUCAGAUCAAGAGGCACUUGAUACUCCUUCCAAUGAAGAAACUACGCAUUUGGAGAAACGCUUAAUGGAUAACCCUCAAAGCUCUAGCUCCAAAUCCUUUCAAAACUUCUUCGCAACAUUGAAAUUUCUAUUGCGUGAUAAAAUAGUUUUUAAACUUUUUAGUAACAAAAAAGUGUCUAAUGUGAAUUGUUAUUCCGAUUAUAAUGAUGGUUUAAUUUACAAGCAGAAAGAAUUUUUCAAUGAAAAUUUGAACAGAAUUGAAUUGCUUUUAUUUCAGGAUGCCUUCGAAAACUGCAAUCCUUUAGCUUCGUCUAAAAAGAAGCACAAGUUGCUAGGCGUUUAUAUGAUGAUUGGAAAUAUUCCAAAAGAAUUUAGAUCAAAUAUUCAUAAUAUCCAAUUAGUUUUGCUUUGUAAAGAUACUUACAUAAAGUUAUUCGGAUUUGAAAAAAUUAUGGCUCCUUUAAUAUGCGAUUUACGAAAACUAGAAGAAAAUGGAAUUGACUUUCUUUUAGACGGUUCUAACCAGAACUAUCGUGGAACUUUAUUUUCAAUGCUUGGUGACAAUUUAGGCAGCCUCCAAAUAGGCGGCUACACUGAAAACUUCAGCUCAAGCAAGUUUAUGAGUCGAUAUUGUUUGUUCAAGAGAGAAAAUUUAAUAUAUUUUAAUGUAGAUAUCGGUGAAAAGCGUACCCGCCAAAACUAUGAAGCAUGCCUUAAUAACCUUUCAAAUCCUCCUGAUUUUGGUAUGGGAAUAAAAAAAGACUCAUGUUUAAAUGAAUUAGGCUACUUUCAUGUUUGUGAGGGACUUCCUCCCUGCAUAUCACACGAUUUAUUUGAAGGCAUUAUACCCUACGAUUUGAUGGAAGUGUGUAAAUAUAUGUGUAUACAAGAUGUUAUUUCAAUUGAUUACAUAAAUAUGAGCCUUUCAUCAUUGAGAAAAAAAUUUAAAUUAAAACUGUCUUUCCCACAUGUUAACCUCAAUAUGAAAAAAACUCCAGGAAAGGCCGAUGAAAUCCUACAUUUCUUAGUGAUAUUUCCCUUCAUAUUUUUCAACAAGUCAUCGAUAAAUAAAGAUCCGGUGUGGAAGUUUCUCACUGUAAUGAUUGAAAUGUGUAGGUUGAUAAACAGCUCUGAGUUAGAUGAAAAUCAAAUCUCUUUACUUUCACAUUGUAUCACAGUAUAUAUGGAAUAUAGAAGAGAAUGUUUUCCACUUUCAAAGUUGUGGCCAAAACAUCAUUAUAUAUGUCACAUCUGAUAAGAGAAUAUUGUCCCCUUAAACAUUUAUGGACCAUGCGUUUUGAACAAAAACAUCAAUAUUAAAAAAAAAUAUCUAAAACGAUGAAAAAUUUUAAAUAUGUAUCUUUAACUCUUUCUGAAAAACAUCAGCAAAUGCAAGCCAACCUUUUUGAAACCAGAUUUCAAUUAAAAAUUGUUUGCAAUAGUUACGAAUUUAUUUCUGAAAACAUGUUUUAUUUUAAUUUAUCCCAAGUUUUACACUCGUUACAAAACAAAUUAAAUUCCAUGGCACAGAAUUCAAAGAAAACCAUUUCAUUGUCAUUGAUUCUGACGACCUGGGCAAUAUUACAGUCCUUAAAAUUAACUCAAUAUUUUUGGAAGCUAACUGCGAAAAUGCGAUCUUUUACGGUGCUAUUACAAAGAUGUGGUACAACUACAGAAUAGUUUUAUUUGAAAGUUAUCAAUUUGAAAGGUCGUAUAGUUUAAUAAACUUAGGUGAUAUCCUAAUUAAAAAUCCAGUUCACGUUUUGUAUGUAAAAAAUAAAUAUUAUCUUUCUUUAUUCUCAACACUUGUCGAAAAGAAAGAUUAGAAUUAAUGUAAAUAUCACUUUUUUCCUAAAACAUAUACUUACAUACAUAAAUAAGCACAUAUAACAUAUAUAUUAUAGUUAGAGCUACCCAUAUAUAUAUUCGUAAAUAAUAAAGUACAUACAUAAUUGCAACGGCUGAGUACGUGUGCAAGGUAUGGAGCGCUGAUGACUUUAGCAUCUACGGAUACAUUAAUACAAGCAGCACUUAAUUUUGGUAUUAAAGGGUCCAAAAUAGUCUUAGAGUCCGACAGAACCGAAGUUUGUGGUGACGCAGUUCUGGCGCAAUAUUUAAAACAAAAUGAAACUUUGAUGAUCAUAGAUAAUGAAGAAUCGUGCGAGAGAGCAGAAAGCAGUACUUCAGCAGCGGCAUUUCAAAGAGGCACUCUUGAGCAAACUA